Aspergillus terreus NIH2624 is the source of this 960-nucleotide messenger RNA. RefSeq names its product glycoside hydrolase family 43 protein. NCBI's taxonomy places the organism in Eukaryota, Fungi, Ascomycota, Eurotiomycetes, Eurotiales, Aspergillaceae. The transcript has 2 exons. Gene Ontology annotation, molecular function: hydrolase activity, hydrolyzing O-glycosyl compounds. The coding region runs from base 1 to 960 and encodes 319 amino acids. The record is from RefSeq and is a predicted model, not a curated record. Gene Ontology annotation, biological process: carbohydrate metabolic process.
AUGAAGACAAUCCUCUCCCUCCUCCUCUUCAUAUCCCCCACCCUCUCCCUCCAAUCCCCCCUGCACCACACAUCCGGCAACCCCAUCUUCCCCGGCUGGUACGCCGACCCGGAAGCCCGCAUCUUCAGCACCACCUACUGGAUCUACCCAACCUACUCGGCCGCCUACGAAGCGCAGACCUUCUUCGACGCCUUCUCCUCGCCCGACCUGCUCACCUGGACCAAACACCCGCACAUCCUCAACCUCACCGCCAUCCCGUGGUCGACCAACCGCGCCGCCUGGGCGCCGUCCGUCGCCCGCUCGCUGGCCGGCGACUACUUCAUGUACUUUUCCGCCGGCGACGGCGCCGGCAUCGGGGUUGCGAGGUCUGUGACCGGGCGGCCGGAGGGGCCGUUCGAAGACGCGCGCGGGACCCCGCUGGUCGGGAGCACGGUGUUUGGCGCGGAGCCGAUCGAUGCGCAGGUGUUUCGUGAUGAUGAUGAGGGGCAACGCGUGUGGUUGUAUUUUGGGGGGUGGAGUCAUGCGGUUGUUGUGGAGUUGGAGCAGGAUAUGGUGAACCUCAAAGGAGAGUUCAGGGAGAUCACGCCGCCGGGGUAUGUGGAGGGGCCGUGGAUGAUGAAGAGAGGCGGGGUGUAUUAUCUGAUGUAUAGUGUCGGGGGAUGGGGCGACAACUCCUACGGCGUCAGCUAUGUCACUGGGUCCUCGCCUACCGGCCCCUUCUCCAAUACUUCUGUCCAAAUCCUGCAGGGAAACGACCGCGUCGGCACCAGCACCGGCCAUAACAGUGUGUUUACCCCCGACGGCGAGGAUUACUAUAUCGUGUACCAUCGGCGCCCCGUCAACGACACCGAGCGCGACCAUCGCGUGGUGUGUAUCGAUCGGAUGAAGUUUGAUGCCGACGGGAACAUCCUGCCGGUGACCAUCACCACCGAGGGAGUCGAGGGGAGACCGCUACACUAG